This is a messenger RNA of Nannospalax galili (Upper Galilee mountains blind mole rat), 3368 nucleotides long. RefSeq names its product CDKN2A interacting protein (gene Cdkn2aip). Lineage: Eukaryota; Metazoa; Chordata; Mammalia; Rodentia; Spalacidae. Gene Ontology annotation, cellular component: nucleoplasm; nucleolus. The transcript is spliced from 3 exons. The record is from RefSeq and is a predicted model, not a curated record. The coding region runs from base 194 to 1936 and encodes 580 amino acids.
GGAAGUGGGCGGUUCGUCGGCGUCGCGCUCUGUUGUUUGGUGUUUGGGCCUCGGGAGGGGCGUUCUCUGGAGCUUCGCUGGUGCAAGCCCGGCUGACAGGGCAGCCCGUUCCCCGCCGCCGCCACCGCCGCUGCGCCCCCCGCCUCGCCCGGUGCAGCGUGCCUUCGCGCCCUCCGCGUUCCGCAGGCCCAACAUGGCGCAGGAGGUGUCGGAGUUCCUGAGCCAGAACCCGCGGGUGGCCGCCUGGGUGGAGGCGCUGCGCUGCGAGGGCGAGACGGACAAACAGUGGCGCCACCGCCGCGAGUUUCUGCUUCGCAAUGCCGGGGACCUGGCCCCCGCGGGCGGCGGUACCUCGGCGACGGAAGAGGAUGAGAACGCGAGCGGAGGGGCUCGCAGUCGGCAGCUCCAGCAGCUCAUCUCGUUCUCCAUGGCCUGGGCAAACCACGUCUUCCUGGGGUGCCGGUACCCUCAAAAAGUUAUGGAUAAAAUUCUUAGUAUGGCUGAAGGCAUCAAAGUGACAGAUGCUCCAAUCCAUACAACAAGAGACGAACUGGUUGCCAAGGUGAAGAAAAGAGGGAUAUCGAGUAGCAAUGAAGGGGUAGAAGAGCCAUCCAAAAAACGAGUCCUAGAAGGAAAAGGCAGUUCUUCAGUUGAGCGAGAUCAUGGAAAAAUUUCAGCCAGAAACGAUCGGUCAUCAGCUCAGCAGGAAAACAGUUCAACAUCCACAGGGUCAUCCACCAAAUCAGAGAGUAGUGGGAGCUCAGCCCGCAGCUCUGCAGUCUCCACUCAAAAUAGCUCUUCCUGUGAAGAUCGGUCUGUUUCCAGCCACAGCAGCAGCUCCUCCCAGGUAACAGCAGCAGGAUCUGGAAAAGCUUCUGAACUAGAAGCUUCAGAUAAGCAUGCUUCAGCAUCCUUGGUCUCUGUCUCUUCCUUGUUGAAAUCUAGUAUGAAUAGUCAUGUGACCCAGUCCAUUGAUUCCAGACAGCAAAGUGGAUCACCUAAAAAGAAUGCUUUAGAAAGUUCUUCAGUCUCAGCAGUUCAGAGCAGCUCAGAGAUUGAGGUGCCCCUGUUGGGUUCUUCUGGAAGUGCAGAAGUAGAGUUGCCAUUACUGUCUUCUAAAUCUAGUUCAGAGACAGCUUCAAGUGGGUUAACUUCCAAAACUAGUUCAGAGGCAAAUAUUUCGUCAUCAAUUUCUAAAACCAGUUCCUCAUCAGGCACAUCUUUACUAACUCCCAAGAGCAGUUCAACAAAUACAUCACUGCUAACUUCCAAAAGCACUUCUCAGGUAGCUGUCUCAUUGUUAGCUUCCAAGAGCAGCUCCCAGACCAGUGGAUCUCUGGCCUCCAAAAAUGCUUCUUUAGCAAGUGUAUCUCAACUAGCUUCUAAGAGUAGUUCUCAGAGUAGCACUUCACAGUUGCCUUCUAAAAGUACUUCACAGUUAAAUGAGAGUUCUGUCAAAUUUUCUUGUUGCAAGUUAACCAAUGAAGAUGUGAAACAGAAGCAACCUUUCUUCAAUAGACUGUAUAAAACAGUGGCAUGGAAGUUAGUAGCUGUUGGUGGCUUUAGUCCCAAUGUGAAUCACGGAGAGCUGCUAAAUGCAGCUAUUGAGGCUCUGAAAGCAACACUGGAUGUAUUUUUCGUCCCACUAAAAGAACUGGCAGAUCUGCCUCAAAAUAAGAGUUCCCAAGAAAGCAUUGUUUGUGAAUUGAGGUGUAAGUCUGUAUAUUUGGGUACUGGCUGUGGAAAAAGCAAAGAAAAUGCAAAAGCAGUUGCAUCAAGAGAAGCACUGAAGUUAUUUCUCAAGAAGAAGGUGGUAGUAAAAAUAUGUAAAAGGAAAUACAGAGGCAGUGAGAUAGAAGAUCUAGUACUCCUUGAUGAAGAAUCAAGACCUGUAAACUUACCUCCAGCUUUAAAACAUCCUCAAGAAUUACUAUAAUUUCUCCAAACUAUCACUGCAUACAGUAUCUGGUAUUUGAAGAGAAAAACUGGCUUUUAUAUAAUGUAAAACACUGGCUUUCACAGAUUUUUGUAUUGCUUUUUUCCAGUUUUGCAGAAAAUUUACAUUCUAGUUCUCUUCACUAAAGUAGAAGUUGUAAAUAAUUUAUGAAUGACAGUACAAAUUAAGAGCACUAACAGCAUACCAAUAUGCUGUUUUGUUUGCUGAAGAAAUACUGUCUUCUAUUUUUAAUGAUAGGUACGAUGUGUAGUUCUGUAGGGUCUUAAAAUUUUUGUACUACUUUCAAUUUGAAGAACUAUUAAAGUUGUCUACCAUGCUUUUUUUUCUGGCUUGAUUUAAAUCACAUCAAAGAAAAGGGGACCACAGUAUUUGAAUGUCUGAAAGUCUAUGAAACUUAAGGUUUUAAGAAUGUUACUCAUAAUGUUGAACAUCUGUUAAAAAAUAAAAUAGUUGCCUCAGACUUUUUAUGAGAAGUUGUAAGCAUUUUCUUUUAAGAUAUAAAGCAGUUUAAAGUACUUAUUGUUGUUUUAUUCUGAAGUUGUUUAAAAUUCACCUGAUUUGACCACUGCUGAUUGUUUGGAGGUAAAAUGCAAUUUACACUUUCUUAAAAACAUAAAUGUGAGUUUCUAUAUUAAGCAUAUUUUGUGACUACUAUUAACAGAUUGGUUUGUUUAGAUAUUAAAUGCUUUAAGCUAUUUUGCCUUUUCAAGAAGUUGUGGUUUUUUGUUUUUUUUUCACCCCAAAGUCAGAACCAAGUCUUACAAAUAGGCUUCUUACUACUAGUCAUAGUAAAUUAGAACCAAGUAAUUUUCAUAGUAAUAUACAUAUUUAUGUGGAUAGGGAAGUUAAAAUUUUCAUACCUAGAACCAGGUAGUUUCUGUAUUUAGAGAUCUCAAGAACAUGGAGAAGAAUAAAGAGCCAUGAUCACUUCUUUGAGUGUGUAUUCAUGUGAAUUGCAUCUGUUAGUAAUGUUAUUUUCUGUGUCCUAGGUGAUUCGAUUAAUCUAUUGUGGUUUAUUUCAAACUCUGGUCUCAGAUAUUUGGUUACUUUGGUGGCCUUCUGGCUUUCUCGAUGUGGCACACUGAACAGUAAUGGUGAUAAUGUACAAAGGAAAGAGAUGACCUCAUAUUCAUUAGUUGUAUUGGAAUUGGAAGAUUAAACAUCAGCACAAUUUAAGUAUGUAAAAGUAAUUUUAUAGUUUAGGAAUAAUAGACAAAUACUUCAGUUUCCUGUGCUUGAACUGAAAUAAUCAGGGAUGUUUGUAUUUUACCAGAUAACCUUUAAAACUGAUGUUUUUUUUCUGAGAAUAGUUCACUGGAUACCAGAGCUAAAAUCCAUAUUCUGUAAAUGGGCUACCUUUAUAUAUUGUGGAGAGCAAUAACAAGUGUAUUAUAAAAACACUUUUAAUUUC